CGCGCACCUCACACAAGUUGUCGCAACUUUGCCAAUCGGGUAUUAAUUGAUUUUACGAAAAGAAAAUUGAAGAAGUAUAUCGAAAGGACGCGCGAAUUUUACGAGAGAAGUGAAGUGAAAUUUUACGAAAUAAGAAGAGAGUGUAAACUUAAAACUAGCAACAACAAUUGGUUGCAAAAAAAAAAACAACUAUGAAAAAUCAAACAAAAAUGCUCACCACUUACCAAAUUACCGGCGCCAUCAUAUUUUUAUUCGCACACUUCCUCACCGCCUCCAGCACACCUCUGCCGAAAAUCGAAGCGCUCGGUGCACUUGAAGCAUUGGACUAUGCACAACGGCCGAACGAAGUGUUGCCCAUUCAACCUUUACUACUCUAUCCGACGUCACGCAAUUUGCAACUCCAAGGUCGCGAACUGGAGGAUGAUGACAAUGAAAUUAUUUUUGUGAAACUAUUGAAGCGUAAAGCCUACCGCCCGACAAACCAGCACUCGAAUGAAUUGAAUGAUGCGAGCAAUGUGCCACGUGAACUUACGAUGAAGGAUAUCUUCUAUGUUAAGGCGCUGGCCAAUGGUCAAUUUAGUCAUCAGCGCCUCAAAUUGUAUCGACUACCGGAAUUUUAUGCGAUAACUGUGUUUCGCAAGGGAGUCAAACUGUGAACAGUUAUUGAAAUGCACGUACGCACUUACGUGGGUGUGUGCGUGUGUACGUGUAGGUGCAUAGUGGUAAAUUGAAAAAUUAAUUAUAAACAAUAUUUCAAUGGAAUAUCUUCAGCUCAUUUGUUGUAUUGUGUUUUUUUUUUGUAGGUGAUUAGGUUAAGUGCUGCUUACUGCUUAGAUACAAAAUAUUGUAUGGCUUAUUGUGAUUGAUUUCUUGUGUGUGUUUAAAUAGUUAUAAA
This is a messenger RNA of Anastrepha ludens (Mexican fruit fly), 895 nucleotides long. RefSeq lists its product as uncharacterized. The coding region runs from base 192 to 656 and encodes 154 amino acids. The transcript is spliced from 2 exons. The record is from RefSeq and is a predicted model, not a curated record. Lineage: Eukaryota; Metazoa; Arthropoda; Insecta; Diptera; Tephritidae.